Nothoprocta perdicaria is the source of this 6092-nucleotide messenger RNA. Its product is annotated as phospholipid-transporting ATPase ID-like. NCBI's taxonomy places the organism in Eukaryota, Metazoa, Chordata, Aves, Tinamiformes, Tinamidae. Gene Ontology annotation, cellular component: plasma membrane. The coding region runs from base 201 to 3734 and encodes 1177 amino acids. Gene Ontology annotation, molecular function: ATPase-coupled intramembrane lipid carrier activity; ATP binding; ATP hydrolysis activity. The transcript is spliced from 28 exons. The record is from RefSeq and is a predicted model, not a curated record. Gene Ontology annotation, biological process: phospholipid translocation; Golgi organization.
UAUUCUCCAUGUGCUUAAAGAAUCCUGGCUAACUUUGGGAAUACAGGCAGAGAGUUUCUGGGAAAUGGAUCUCUUACCAAGUUCAUCCUUUUUCAAAGCAAUUUGAUAUGUUGGGCUCUUGAACCCUCUUGGUUUCCUUUUGAAAGCUUCUGCAUCGGCAGGAGAAAUUCCAUGGAGUUGGACUAAAAGAAACUUUUGGGAUGCCUCUAUUUGGAUUAAAAUUUGGAAAGAAGAAAUUGAAAGAGGAAGAGAGACAACUUCAAGCAAACAACCGGGACUUCAAUCUACAGUUUGAAUAUGCGAGCAAUUCAAUUAAAACUUCAAAAUACAACUUCUUCACUUUCCUGCCUCUCAACCUGUUUGAGCAGUUUCAGCGAAUAGCCAAUGCUUAUUUUCUUUUCCUGCUGAUUUUGCAGCUGAUUCCUCAGAUUUCCUCAUUGUCCUGGUUUACGACAGUGGUGCCCCUGGUGCUGGUGCUGACUGUAUCAGGAGUCAAGGAUGCCAUCGAUGAUUUCAAUCGACACAGAAGUGACAACCAUGUCAACAACCGCCCCGUCCAGGUGCUGAUCAAUGGCAUGUUGAAGGAUGAAAAAUGGAUGAAUGUCCAAGUGGGGGAUAUAAUAAAACUAGAAAACAACAACUUUGUGACAGCCGAUCUACUGCUACUGUCGAGCAGUGAGCCACACAGUCUGACAUACAUCGAGACAGCUGAACUGGAUGGUGAAACAAACCUCAAGGUGAAGCAGGCACUGACAGUCACUUCAGAUCUUGGAGAAGACCUUCAGAAACUGACAGAAUUCAAUGGUGAAGUCAGAUGUGAGGCACCAAAUAACAAAUUAGAUAGGUUCGCAGGAACUCUUACUCUUCAAGGAGAGAAGUAUGCCCUGGACAAUGAGAAGAUGCUCUUGAGAGGCUGUACUAUUAGGAACACAGAGUGGUGCUUUGGUCUCGUUAUUUAUGCUGGGCCAGACACCAAGCUCAUGCAGAACAGCGGGAAAACGACUUUUAAACGGACCAGCAUCGAUCGACUUAUGAAUGUGCUUGUGUUAGUGAUCUUUGCAUUUUUAGCACUCAUGUGUCUUAUCCUAGCCAUUGGCAAUGGCAUCUGGGAACAUGAUAAGGGCUACUACUUCCAAGUCUAUCUGCCCUGGGCAGAAGGUGUCACUUCUGCCCCCUACUCUGCCUUCCUCAUGUUCUGGUCGUACGUGAUCAUUCUAAACACGGUGGUGCCAAUUUCGCUCUAUGUCAGUGUAGAGAUUAUACGCUUGGGCAACAGCUUCUACAUUGACUGGGAUCGAAAAAUGUAUUACCCAGUGAACGACACCCCAGCCCAGGCCCGUACCACCACUCUCAAUGAAGAGCUGGGGCAAAUCAAGUAUAUCUUCUCAGACAAAACAGGAACUCUCACGCAGAAUAUCAUGUGUUUCAACAAGUGCUCCAUCAAUGGCAAAUCCUAUGGUGAUGUCUAUGACCUGGCUGGUCAAAGGAUAGAAAUAAAUGAGAAAACAGAGAAGGUUGAUUUCUCGUACAACCAGUUAGCCGACCCAAAGUUUGUCUUCUAUGACCACAGCCUGGUUGAAGCAGUGAAGCUCAAUGAUGCCCCUACACAUAUGUUCUUCCGACUGCUCUCACUUUGCCAUACAGUGAUGCCAGAAGAGAAGGAGGAAGGUAACUUGGUGUAUCAAGCCCAGUCUCCCGACGAGGGAGCCCUUGUGACUGCUGCCAGAAACUUUGGGUUUGUUUUUCGGGCUCGUACACCAGAGACCAUCACUGUUGUGGAAAUGGGAGAAACAAAAAUCUACAAGCUGCUGGCUAUUCUUGAUUUCAACAAUGUGCGCAAGCGAAUGUCUGUUAUUGUGCAGAGUCCAGAAGGUGACUUGACUUUGUACUGCAAGGGAGCUGACACCAUUCUUUAUGAAUUACUUCAUUCAUCCUGUGAUGCUCUCAAAGAGGAGACAACAGAACACCUGAAUGAGUUUGCUGGUGAAGGUUUGAGGACACUUGUUGUGGCCUAUAAAAACUUGGACGAAAAAUAUUUUGAGAACUGGAUCAGGCGUCACCAUGCAGCAAGCACUGCCUUGGAAGGAAGGGAAGAUAAAUUGUCGGAGCUGUAUGAAGAGAUUGAGAAAGAUUUAAUGCUUCUAGGUGCCACAGCGAUUGAGGACAAGUUACAAGACGGAGUCCCACAGACGAUUGAGACUCUUGCCAAAGCCAGCAUUAAGAUAUGGGUUCUCACUGGAGACAAACAAGAAACUGCAGUGAAUAUUGGUUAUUCCUGCAACUUGCUGAAUGAUGACAUGGCAGAUGUUUUCAUUAUUGAAGGCAGCACAUCUGACGCUGUACUUAAUGAACUCAGGAAUGCAAGGGAAAAGAUGAAGCCAGAAUCCUUUCUGGACACGGAUGAAAUUAACAUUAAGUUUGAAAAAUCUUCCAAGAAAGCAAAACUUCUCCCUGAUGAACAAGCAAAUGGGGUCUACGGUCUUGUUAUCAAUGGCCAUAGCUUGGCCUAUGCACUGGAAGGGAAUCUGGAGCUGGAGCUGGUGAGAACAGCCUGCAUGUGCAAAGUGGUCAUCUGCUGCCGGGUGACUCCGCUGCAGAAGGCCCAGGUGGUGGAGCUGGUGAAGAAGUACAAGAAGGCUGUGACCCUGGCUAUCGGAGAUGGAGCCAACGAUGUCAGUAUGAUCAAAACUGCCCACAUUGGGGUUGGCAUCAGUGGCCAGGAGGGGAUGCAGGCGGUCUUGUCCAGUGACUUCUCCUUUGCCCAGUUCCGUUACCUCCAGCGCCUGCUCUUAGUCCACGGCCGGUGGUCCUACAUCCGCAUGUGCAAGUUCCUCAAAUACUUCUUCUAUAAGAAUUUUGCCUUCACAUUGGUGCAUUUCUGGUAUGGUUUCUUCUCUGGCUUCUCAGCACAGACUGUAUAUGAUGAGUGGUUCAUUACGCUUUACAAUUUGAUAUAUACCUCCCUCCCAGUGCUGGGAAUGAGCCUCUUUGAUCAGGAUGUAGAUGAUCGCUGGAGUAUGUUAUUUCCUCAGCUCUAUGUGCCAGGACAGCAAAACCUCUACUUCAACAAAAUAGUGUUUGUCAACUGCGUGUUGCAUGGGAUCUACAGUUCCCUCAUCCUCUUCUUCAUCCCAUAUGGGGCAAUGUACAACUCAAUGAGAAGCGACGGGAAAGCUAUUGCUGACUAUCAGUCCUUUGCGCUAGUGGCCCAGACCUGCCUGCUGAUUGUGGUGUCUGCACAGAUUGGCUUGGACACCGCGUACUGGACAGUUGUGAACCAGUUCUUCAUCUGGGGCAGCCUUUCUGUUUACUUUGCCAUCACCUUCACCAUGUACAGCGACGGCAUGUACCUGAUGCUCACCCCCUCAUUCCCCUUUGUUGGUACGGCUCGAAACACCCUCAGCCAACCAAAUGUGUGGCUAGCAAUCUUCCUCAGCAUCAUCCUCUGUGUGCUGCCUGUAGUUGGCUAUCGUUUCCUGAAGACUCAGUUAAAGCCCACUCCCAGCGAUAAAGUCCUACUCAAGAUCAAAGAAGCCAAGAAGAGGCCACCUCCCCCAUCGCCCAAGAGGCGCCUGCGUCGGACCAGCACCCGCCGCUCUGGCUACGCCUUCUCCCACCAGCAUGGUUUCGGAGCGCUCAUUAUGUCUGGAAGGAACAUGCGGCCAAAAUCACCUUUUGCUACAACGGGAACAUUCUCACCUAAUAGUGACAAACACAAGCACAAGGGACUGUAAAAACCAAGCAAACAAAAAAACCUACAAGCCUAAAGGGCUGUCAGGAAAGGAGAGUGUGCUUCCUGCAAAGCACCGAGCCAGUGGCUCCUCAGAGCUCUGCCCUGUGGGCUACCAAAGCAAGGACUUGGACCUUUCCUUUUACCCACUUGCAGUUUCCAACUGCAGCUUCUGUUCCAAAGAUAUAUGCUGCUCCUAAGGAAGUAAGGGAGGAGUGGGGAGGGCAGGCUGAAUUAAAGCUGUUUUGUAUUCCAGAAGGCCUCCCUGGAACAAGGGAGAGAACAUGCUGUGGGAGGCUCCUUCACUCACCAAGAUUGUUUAUGAUGCCAUUUUCUUUCCCCCUUUAACUAAAUACCUCAGAACAAAGUGAAGUUUAGGCUGAGGAACAGACAGAAUUGGUGAUGUCUUUUUCAUUUACAUUCCUGCCUUGGUUUCCGUCAUAAAUUCAUUCCGGACCAUAUUCCUGGGCUGAGAAUAUUGACCCCAGGUGUGCCUUAGGUCCAGCCAUACAACCCCCCAAACCUAAUCUUUGUAAUAUGUGUAAUUUUGUAGCCUUUUGACUAUAAUGUACAAAAGCACUUCGGAAAAGGAGUUGCAAAUAACCUCCUUCCGAAAUAAUGGUUAAUCCAGUGUUUCAGAAGGUGGACAGUGCCACAAGCGCAACCCUAUUCCUGCAUCUGCAGUCUGGAGGUGCUGCAAAUGCCUAGUUGAUCAAGGCACAAGGUCUUGGUAAUCAUGAGUCUGCCCUGUAUCUGUAAUGCAAGUCUGCUCUUGCUGUCAAUGAUCAUUGCCAGAGCCAUCUCAGGUGUUGUAGCUGGGUGCCAGCCAUUUCCUUCAGACUUAAAAUAGGAGAGCAAAAGAAUUUCAGGCUCCUGUAGAUCAAGCCAUAACAUGUAGCCUGGAGGAAUCUAUAUGUUAGCUAGGACUCAGCUGGGAGUCUUCAGCAUCAGGUGCCUUUUCUCAUCGUAACACACUGAGGCAGCAUCUGUUUUCUGAGGCACCUGCUCAUCUGGCCUGAUGGAAGUUACAACAGAAAUAGCAGGGGGACAGAUGCGAUUUCACUGCUGGUGCAGGGUGUCCUGCCCUUUACUCUGCCAGUGCUGUUGGUCAGUGCAACAGAUGAAGCGUGAUCUGGGGAUCACACCUCCCCUGAUGACCAGUGUGGUCAGGUUUCAGAGAAGCUUAGCGAGGACUCCGGGGCCUCAGCAGAGUGUCUCUGUGGUGAUGUUUUAUUCAAAAAGGUUCAUGUAUCCAUCAUCAGUUCCAGAGAGCAGGAGGCUCCACCAAAUCCUAUCAAUCAGACUGCCAGCAGAGGGACCUAGCCAUAGCCAAAGACAUAGUGAUGUUGAGAGACUGGGGCUUGCUUGCUGCUUUAUUACACACUAUGAUAACUUUAGCAUCAGUGAGACUACUCGGGGGAAAGCCAGAAUGAGAACCUGUCUUGCUAGUGCUGCCGAACUGUCUAAAAGGAGCUUUUCCUUUGUGCAGCCUUUGUUGUUACACUUUCACAGCUCCUUUAGAGAAGUUUAGACUCUCUCCGCAUUUUGGUUUGGGAUUUUUGCACACUAACCAUCUGAUAUUUAUUGCGAGUUCUCUGCCUUGAGUCUCUGAGCUAUCAGUGGAGGCAAUAUGUCAUGGCAACAGUCCAGACAUGUUCCUGUUUCAUCUGGUCUGCGUGUAACACCUAACCUGCUGCCUGGGGUCUUAGUUUCAGCAGUUACUGUGUAUUUUUUUUUAAAGCUCUAAUAAGAGGUUUCAUCUGCCUGGAUAUAACUCAGAACAGAAAAAAAUGGUCUGUUGCACCUGCUCCUUUGUGAGACUGUAGUAAUAGAGGCUGCAAAGUGUAGUAUUAAAUUUCAGUAUAGCCAGUGCAAAUUAGACCUGGGCCUGGAUCCAGAUUUCAGCAGCCUGGAGCUGCUUGCUGGGGAAGGAACAAAUUCUAACCCAGUGAUCUCUCCUGCAAGGAUGUAUCUAAACAAAUGGAGAGUUUACACCCUGACUGAGAAAACCCCACUGUGAUUACUGAUGCACUUCACCUCCAUCUGAUUUUCAAGCCGUGUUACAGAGACAGUCGUAGCUUUCUGGUUAGUAUAGUGCCUUUCACAGUCAGCCUCCAAGGGGCUGGAAGAUGAAAGGAGGAUUUAGGCAGGUGAACAGAUACCCCCACAGUAGCCAGGUUGACCUGAGGGCUGACAGACCUCUCAAAGCUAUUGCAAGGAUAUAAAGUGGUGGACUGUGAUGCUGAGCAGUAGAGGCAGACCUUUUCCUAACAGAGCAAGGAAAACUCUGGGAUUGUAUCACACUUGCACGUGGUUUACAAGCAUGGCACUUGGCUGGCCUCCUGGCUGAAGGCGACUUGCA